Eubalaena glacialis (North Atlantic right whale) is the source of this 1146-nucleotide messenger RNA. It is a transcript of the gene CEND1, whose product is annotated as cell cycle exit and neuronal differentiation 1. Lineage: Eukaryota; Metazoa; Chordata; Mammalia; Artiodactyla; Balaenidae. Gene Ontology annotation, biological process: cerebellar Purkinje cell differentiation; cerebellar granular layer maturation; cerebellum development. The transcript has 2 exons. The record is from RefSeq and is a predicted model, not a curated record. The coding region runs from base 197 to 637 and encodes 146 amino acids.
UCCCAGUCCUUCAUCCGCAGCCGCCGCCCGCCGCCCGCCGCCCGCCGUGGUCCCGCGGAGAGCGCGCUGCGCCGAGGUGGGAGCGCCGGGAACAGCAGCGCUCAUAGGAUGCCCAGGGGUGAACUGUCCUGAGCUGCUGCGGUCUAGACACCUGCCUGUCCACGCACGCCCCGUGCAGCCCGCCAGCACACCCACCAUGGAGUCCAGAGGGAAGUCGACCAGCAGCCCCAAGGCCGACACCAAGGCUGCUGCUGAGGCCCGAGCACCCACCGCUGCGGAUGGGAAAGCCCCCUCAGCUAAGCCAGGGAAGAAGGAGGCCCAAGUGGAGAAGCAGGAGCCUCCGGCGGCCCCCACCCUGCCACCUGCGAAGAAGACCCCGGCCAAGGCAGACCCUGCCCUCCUCAACAACCACAGCAACCUGAAGCCGGCCCCCGCAGCCCCCAGCAGCCCCGAUGCAGCCCCCGAGCCGAAGGGCCCUGGGGAUGGGGCUGAGGAGGGCGAGGCCCCCAGCGGGGGCCCAGGGGGCCAAGACCCCUGCCCUUUCGAGAACUUGACCCCCCUGUUUGUGGCUGGGGGCAUGGCUGUGGCAGCUGCAGCCCUGAUUCUUGGUGUGGCCUUCCUGGUCCGAAAGAAAUGAUGGCUGGUGCCCAGGUGGGGGCACAGCCACUUCCUGUACAGACCUCGGGAAUCUAGUGCAUGCCAAGUUCACACACAGCUAUCUAUACAUACGUAAUACAUAUACUUGUGUACCCCCCAUAUACACGCAGAGGAAGAGAGAGAGGGACAGGCCCCCUGCCAGCAGUGGAAACCAACCUCCCUCGGUCGGUCGGUCCCCAGCACUUUCCCCUCCGAACCUGGGGGCAGGAGGAGCCCAGGCUCCGUGGGUUACAGAGCAGCACAGGCGGAGCCCUGACAUGGGGUGGAGGCUCAGCCUGGACCAGGGCACCUGAGGGCGGAGGAAGGAGUGAGCUGAGUGCGGCCCGCCUGCCCAAGGGCCCCAGUGGUUCUGUGGGCUUCCUGGCAGCAACGUCCCUAUGAGCCCCCAGGGUGGGUGCCCCCGGGGCUGGGCAGGGGUCUGGGAUGGGUUCUGACCUGGGUCCAGCCCACGUGGGGACAUUAAAGCGUGUGGCUGUUUCACUCUCCCCA